Geodia barretti is the source of this 252-nucleotide messenger RNA. Lineage: Eukaryota; Metazoa; Porifera; Demospongiae; Tetractinellida; Geodiidae. The record is from the annotation of a GenBank genome assembly.
GCUACAGUAGUAUAUAGCAUGCGGGAGUCGAUACAUGCCCUUCGUUGUGACUUGUUGUGCCUUCAAGACACACAGAGCGAACGGACGCGGUCGAGUGUAGCACUGAACCCGAUCAUAUCGGUAUUUACCUGAUUUCGUGCGCGCGGUGGCAGAAAACGUGGUAACAGACAGACGGACUGACGGACUGACGGACUGACACACUUACGGGACAACUACCGUAACCCUCGCUGCGCAUGCGCGCCGAGGGUUAAU